CGCUCCUCCCCCACCCGCUUCCAACCCACCUGACGUGGGCAACGCUGCUCCCAGUGACGACAACGCCAGCGAUGACACCAACACCGAACAACAGCGAUGACGACGACACCCACUGGCUCUUCCGCUCCACGGCAUCGUUGGAAACAAACAGAACAUGGAUUACAUUAUCUUAUGGAGUAAGGGAAUCCCGACUAAGGACAAUGGCCAGGCCCAGGAAGCCACCAAGUUGAGCAUGUACCUAUUAAUAGUUGCUGAAGUGAACUUGUGAACUUAUUUCUGGCUCAAUGGUUGCCAGGGGCUCCGCGAAUUAACAACCCACUCACCCAGUGGCCCAGUGCUGCCAAGUGCUGGAACUCAGUCGCCUGGCGAGGCUUCCGCCAUGCAGACGCGUCCGAGCAGUGAACCGCAUCGCAGCAGGGAUCAGGUGACGGACGGGGAUCGGAAUCGGGAUCAGCCGCAGAAAUGUGCAAGUGCCUCGUUGGCCAAGAAGCCAGUCACACCGCCGGCGGCACCUCCACCCACGCCAUCCAACCGGGUGGUGGCUCCACUGACGGUGCCAGUGAUCCAACUGACUCCCGCCCAGAGCGAUAGUCCAGUGAAGCUGGCUCGGCCAGCCACAUCGAAGGAACCCGCCAUCAGCGCUCCCGACCACAGCAACAAGGAGAACCAGCCAGCUAGGACACCACCACCGAGCAAGUCCUGUCCCCUGGGCGCACCCACCAACUACGUGGCCAGACGCACUUGGAUCACCACCGAGCGGAUGAACGAGCUGCGGCGGAAGGCACAGGAGGCGGCCAAGCAGAACAAGAUCUUCACCAUCCGUGGCUGCUUCAACUCCGUGAGGAACGCCCUGCUGACAAGGGGUUGGGUGGAGAAGCUGGACGUGCACCGAAAGGUGAUGCCGGUGGGCCAGAUGACCUACGAGGACCUUACCCAGCGGCUGCCCAAGAGGAAGGCGGGUGAGACGCGGCGCCAGUAUGUGCAGAAGUGCGAGCGAAACAUCAUGUCCCGCUUCCUGGAGCACAUGCCCGUCGAUUUCCUGUGGACGAACCGGAAGGAGAAGUGCGACUACAUCGACCAGGCCAAGAACCCAGGCAUGACCAUCAACAAAUUCCACCGAGCGCCGUUCACUUCGAAGGAGGGUCUGUGCAGCCAGCUGCGCGACUUCCACUGGUUCUUCGAGGAGGGCACCGCCGAGAUGUACUUCCCCAGGUGCUACAACGUCUGGAGUCCCGAGGAGCUGGGCGAGUUCAUCGAGAACUUCAAGCUGACCGCCUGCGUGGCCUUCCUGCGGGCCAUGCUCUGCAAGUACCACAAGCAGGGCUCCGAUGCGGUCUUCUCGUGCAGCGGCAAGAUACCCUACUCCGCUAUAGACUUCGCCUACAAGCGCCUGGUGGAGUUCAUCGACAGCUGCCAGCACAAUGACAUCGACUUUGAGGAUCCGCCCAAGAUAUGGGAGCACGACUGGGACGCCUUCCUGUUCCAGCACCAGCAGCUGGUAAACGAGGACGGUCGCAUCCAGCACGACGGUGGCCAGCGGCUGGAGCCGAUGGUCAAGAGCUGUCUCUCGCUGGUGGACAAAAUGAAGGUACACUGGCCGCAGUACAGUCUUGAUGGAUACCAGAAUCUGUGGAUAGUCAAGCCGGCCAACAAGUGCCGCGGCAGGGGCAUCAUCCUCAUGGACAACCUCAAGAAAAUCCUGGGCGUCGUGAAUCCCUCGAUUGCCUCCAAGAGCCGUUAUGUGGUGCAAAAGUAUAUAGAACGUCCAUUGAUUCUGUUCCAAACCAAGUUCGACAUUCGUCAGUGGUUUCUGAUAACCAACACCCAGCCUCUAGUCGUAUGGUUCUACCGGGAGAGCUAUCUGCGAUUCAGUUCACAGGAGUACAGUCUGAGCAACCACCACGAGUCCGUGCAUCUGACCAACUACGCCAUCCAGAAGAAGUACACCAAUGGAAAGCGGGACAAGCGCCUGCCCAGCGAGAACAUGUGGGAUUGCUACUCCUUCCAGGCGUACCUGCGUCAAAUUGGCAAGUACAACAUGUGGCUGGAGCGGAUCUUUCCCGGAAUGCGCAAGGCCAUCGUUGGCUGUAUGCUGGCCUCCCAGGAGAACAUGGACCGACGGCCCAACACCUUUGAACUCUUCGGCGCCGACUUCAUGAUCUGCGAGAACUUCUAUCCCUGGCUCAUCGAGAUCAACUCCAGUCCGGAUCUAGGAGCCACCACCAGUGUGACGGCGCGCAUGUGUCCCCAGUGUUUGGAGGAUGUUGUCAAGGUUGUUAUCGAUCGCCGCACGGAUCCCAAGGCGGACAUGGGUAACUUUGAGCUGGCCUACCGCCAGGUGGUGCCACCAACUCCCGCCUACAUGGGCCUCAACCUCUUUGUGAAGGGCAAGCAGGUGCUGCAGAAGGCGAACCAUGGCGGCGGUCACGGCCACUACUACUACCAGCAGCAGCGGAAGGAGCGCUCGCUGGCCACCAGCAGCGUUUACCGCCAGCGCUCGGCCAUCAUCCAUCCGGCUACGAGUAUAUCGCGAAUCCACCGUGCCAUGCCCACCUUCAAUGCCACCGAGUACAUGGAGAAGUACAUGGUGGAGCCGCUGAGCAGCAGUCGCAGCAGUUUGUGCAGCCAGCUGCCACAGAAGUCGCCAUCGGCGGCUCCUUCCCUAACGGCACCGCCCAGCUCGUACAUCCUCAAGCAGGCGGGUCGUUCCAUCACCCAGUUGCUAAGUGCAUCCCACAAAAGGAAUACCGGGGGAUCUCUUUCGGGUGAGCAGGUACCGAGCACCGCCUUGCCACCCAAACGACAGCGUAGCUGUGGCCCUCGACUGAGUUCCACCAAUCCCGUGGAGAGCACGGAGAAAAAGUUCAAGAUCCUGAUCAAGAACUAUUCGUCCAACGGAAACGAGAACAUUCAGGAUGCGCGACCGGAAGUGGCUAACUCAGCCACGGCCGCGGCGAUAAGCGAGCGGAAAUGGCGCAGUUUGCGCAACAUUGCGGCCACAGCAGGUGGCUCCUCUAACUUUGUGGCCCGCUCUAAAGGACCACCAUUGGUGGCUCCACCCAAUUUGCCCACGCGCCGCCUAACCCGCACCAAAUCCGAGAUCGACAGCACAGGCAUGCACGCCAUUGGCCGGACCUUUGGUCGGAAGUCGAAUGGUCCGAGGUUGCCCAUUAGCAUAUCCGUGCAGGCCCUGCAUCGAGGAGAGCCCAUCGUGGCGGCUCUGAAGCAGGCCACCAGUGAGCUGCAGCUCUCCCAGGCUCAGAUGAUGAGCCCGCGAACCGCUUUGGCCAACAAGCUGAAUGGUUCCACGCUGAUGGUUCCUGCUUCAGCACUUCCGGUCGGCUAAGAAACCUUCGAACCUGCCGUGAUUGGUCAAUAAAACGUAGUUACCACUCCAGUACCUUAAAGGUACAAGUGGAGAUCCAUUACCCAACCUGGGUACGGGUUUCAUUUAACCUGUGAAUAAGCUGCCUUUUAGACAACAUAUUUAAGCAAGUUCAUACAUUUUAGGAUGAGGAAUUAUUUUGUGAAUACUUCAAUAAAUGAAAUGAAACAUCAUACAUAAAUCGAAAGUUCUAUAGCAAAUAAAUCUUAGAAAUAUUCGAAUCAGAAACUUUAUUAGAUUUUAGUAAUUUAGUAAUUGUUCGAAAACUUCGGUAUACGUUAAUUAUGCCUUAUAAA
Messenger RNA from Drosophila mauritiana, 3681 nucleotides. RefSeq names its product tubulin glycylase 3A (gene TTLL3A). Gene Ontology annotation, biological process: cilium movement; cilium assembly; protein polyglycylation. The coding region runs from base 380 to 3346 and encodes 988 amino acids. Gene Ontology annotation, cellular component: cilium. The transcript is spliced from 5 exons. Gene Ontology annotation, molecular function: protein-glycine ligase activity, initiating. NCBI's taxonomy places the organism in Eukaryota, Metazoa, Arthropoda, Insecta, Diptera, Drosophilidae. The record is from RefSeq and is a predicted model, not a curated record.